Molecule: messenger RNA, 549 nt
Organism: Gymnogyps californianus (California condor)
Lineage: Eukaryota; Metazoa; Chordata; Aves; Accipitriformes; Cathartidae
Product: lipase member M-like
Biological process (GO): lipid metabolic process
Source: RefSeq, a predicted model, not a curated record
AUGUGGCUGUUUAUUGCAAUCCUGUUUUUGAUACAAGCACCCGUGAACUCAGAAGAUGCCAUCGAGCAGAAAAAGUCUACAAAUCCCAAGAUUUUCAUGAAUGUUAGCGAAAUGAUCUGCCACAGAGGGUACCCCAGUGAGGAGUAUGAAGUCCUGACUCAUGGCAGCUACUACAUCAGCCUGACCAGAAUUCCUCAUGGGAGAGAAAAUCUUAGGAACAGAGGGGCCAAGCCGGUCGUGUUUCUCCAGCACAGGCUACUUGGAGAAGGCAGCCACUGGGUGGAAAAUCUGGCUAACAACAGCCCUGGCUUCAUACUAGCAGACUCUGGCUACGAUGUCUGGCUGGGAAACAGCCAGGAGACAAGCUGGUCCUGGAGACAUCAGCACCUUCUUGACCAGGAUGAAUUCUGGGAUUUCAGCUUUCAUGAAAUGGCAAUGCACGACCUCCCAGCCACGAUCGACUUUGUUCUGCAGAAGACCGGGCAGAAGCAGAUCUAUUUCGUUGGCUACUCCCAGGGCUGCACGAUCAGUGUGUUAGAAGAGGAGUGA